GUUUUCAUCUUCGAUAGACUAAAGAAAGAAGAUGAUUACUUGAGAACCAAACCCAACAACUGAUUUUCAUCUUCGAUAGACUGAAGAAAGAAGAUGAUUACUUGAGAACCAAACCCAAAAUCUUAAAAGAACAACUUGAUACUUACUCCACUUAAAACAAAACCAAAUAAUCUUGCAUUCGAUGAAAUUCCUUAGUUUGUCCAUCUAAGCCUCUAAGGCACUCACAAGUCACAGCAAUGAGCACGAGUCCCCCAAUUUCAAAGCGAAAAUACGAGGAAGAAGAAGAAGAAGCAGAAGACUCCACAGUGACACCUAACUUCUUCGCCAUUGCUGACCUCAUUCUUCCAUGGCUAACUCCACAAGAGCUUUCCUCCAUAUCCUGCACUUGCCGCACCUUAUCCCUUCUCUCCAAACGAAUCGCCACCCUUCGUUCCUCAGACGCUUCUAGAUCCUUCGAACCUCUUCCUAUUCCAUUCAUCAACCCCCUUCAAUUCCAUCCUCACCCCUAUGCUUUCUUCCUCUACACUCCAACUUACCUUCUUCCUUCUUCUGAUUUCCUCCGCCAAUUUUGGGGUUCCGCUUCACUUUCUAACCCUAAUCCCCAAUUCAAUUUCUCCAAUUAUUUCGCAUUAGGUGGGCGUGGAUGUUGUUGUACUGAUAAAUGCAAUGAAGAUUGCUCUUGUUCCGUGUUGAGAGGCAGUGAGGUGGUAACUGAAUGUGGAAUCGGUUGUAAAUGCGAAGCAAGUUGUGGGAAUCGAGUGAGUCAGAAAGGCGUUUCAGUUAGGUUAAAGAUUGUGAGAGUUCAAAAUAAAGGUUGGGGUUUGUUUGCUGCCCAGUUCAUUCCUCAAGGAAGUUUCAUAUGCGAGUAUGCAGGUGAACUACUAAACACCGAAGAGGCAAGGAGACGGCAACAAGUAUAUGAUAAACUAGCUAGAGACAGUCGGUUUUCAUCUGCACUUUUGGUGGUGCGGGAAUAUCUCCCAUCAAGGAAAGCAUGUUUCAGGAUCAAUAUUGACUCCACCAGAAUAGGUAACAUUGCACGAUUUAUAAACCAUUCUUGUGAUGGAGGUAAUCUAUCAACGGUGUUAGUUAGAAGUUCAGGUGUCCCAUUGCCUCGGGUUUGCUUUUUUUCUUCCAGAGACAUACUAGCAGGUGACGAACUUAGCUUUAGCUAUGGAGAUGUUAGGCUUAAGCCGGAAGGGUUGCGUUGUUUUUGUGGCAGCUCUUCUUGUUAUGGCAUCUUACCCUCGGAAGACACUUGAUUGCAAUGAAACAUAUGCUAUUUUAUUACAUUCACACUUUCCAGAAGGCUCCUAUUGUAAAAAAUUAAAAAAUAAAAAAAAAGAAAGAAGCAAAAGUUAAACAAAUCCUUGUAGUGUAGUCUGUACUGUUUUCUUUAUUGGGGUAAGGCUCGCCUAUAGACUAAGAAAGGGGAAAUUACUUAUUUCUAUAGGUGGUGAGAAUCAAACCCUUGUCGGAAAAGUGAAAGGAAAAACCUUGUUCUCGUCUGAAAAGAAAAAGAAUGAUAGAGAAGAUCUUUGAAUAACAUCCUUGUAUCUAACCUUAUCAUUUUUUUAAAAGUUGGUACAAUUUUGUGCAGUAACUUCAUUUAUAUGAUACCUAUUCCUGAUGAGGCUAAAAAUUUGUAUUUUGUAUUUGCAAUUUAUGAUUGAUUCACAAAUUCUUAAAUGAGACGGUUUUACGGUAAGAUUACCUAUAUUAGGUUGGUUCAAUGUACAUUUAUUGUCUUAAUUUAGUCUUAGAGUGAUUACUUGUAAGUUGCAACCUUAAAGUGAUCACUUACAAUUUUAAAAUGAUCAAUAAGAAAAAUAGACUAAUUAAUAUGGAUUUGUCUCAUGUUGAGACGAUCUUAUACAAGACUUACUAUUAUUAAUUAUGGUAAACUGGCUUGACAAAUCAUGUACACCUCUUAUUUAUUUAUGUGUUUUCGUUGAACUUGUAAGGGUACAAUAUUGAUCUAACAAAACUACAAGUGACUGAUUGAAAUUACUAUGAAAACAAAUUACAAGAGUCCAAGACCAUGAUAUUGUUGUUGUAGUCUUCUAGAGGGGUUUCCUAACUUUCUUCGGUGUACUUUUACAAAAAAAAGAAUUGUUGAAAGAAGAUACAAUAUUUUGCAAUUAAAAGUAAAUUGAAAACACUCAAUUCAUUGUUACUAUAAGAUAAUGUUAGUAUUAUUGUAAAUCAGGAUCAUUUUAGACAUGUGUUAAAUGAUAAAUUAUACGGGACCUCCAAAAUAAGGAAUUUUAAUUACUUGCUUUUAUACUCCAUUCUUGUUAUAUACGCUCUUAAUUCCACCCAAGUAUGAGUCGUUUGGUAUUGCUUUUAGAAGCAUGUUAUUGUUGAUGUUUACCUUACCUUAAAUUUAUUCAAUAAUAAUUCUAAAAGGGCAGUCUGGUGCAUAAAGUGUUCUCGGAAAGCAGUACCCAGUUAUAUCAAUCUUAA
Messenger RNA from Amaranthus tricolor (Joseph's coat), 2466 nucleotides. Its product is annotated as histone-lysine N-methyltransferase SUVR3. Bases 237 to 1262 code for a protein of 341 amino acids. NCBI's taxonomy places the organism in Eukaryota, Viridiplantae, Streptophyta, Magnoliopsida, Caryophyllales, Amaranthaceae. The transcript is spliced from 2 exons. The record is from RefSeq and is a predicted model, not a curated record. Gene Ontology annotation, molecular function: protein binding.